This is a messenger RNA of Papilio machaon (common yellow swallowtail), 1806 nucleotides long. RefSeq lists its product as uncharacterized. The transcript is spliced from 7 exons. The coding region runs from base 339 to 1766 and encodes 475 amino acids. NCBI's taxonomy places the organism in Eukaryota, Metazoa, Arthropoda, Insecta, Lepidoptera, Papilionidae. The record is from RefSeq and is a predicted model, not a curated record.
AAGAGAUUGUUGUAUUUUGAAUUGCUCCCGCGCUAUUUGUUAAUCUGUAUUUUACUAUUAUUUAAGUAAAUUACAACUACAUUUUUUUGGCAAUAUUUUAUGAAGUUUUAAUUUUUGAUAUAGCAACACUAAAGUUUUAUCGGGGUAACGAUUACGUGUUCUUUUGCCGCUUUUACGAAUACCGUUGAAGCGAACUGAGUCAGUCAUGAACAUUUCUCAAAGCAAACCAAUUGAUCUAAAUUAAAAAAGAAAAUUAUUGCAGUACAUUUGUGCAGUGAAUUAUUGUGUUUAUAAAUAUUAUUAUAUUGGAUAAAGUUAAUAUUUGAAGACGAUAAACCAUGGCAAGGGUCAGCGUUCUACUAGUGUUGCUCUGUCAGAUUCUGACGCUACCGAUCCUUGGUGGUAGAAGCGACGAUGACAAUCCGUUCUUGGAUCUAGCGUCUUCCUUCCUUCAAAACAUGGCGGACGGUGGUGGUAACAAUAUGAAUGGAAUGGCGGCCAUCGGCAACAUAGUCGGAACUCUAAUGCAGGGUGAUAAUGCUAAGAAUUUAGGAGCGCUUUUUGGACAAUCAGAUGGUGCUAAUACUGGUGACGUUUUGUCUGGUCUAGGAAGUCUACUAGGUGGUCAAGAUGGCAAAAUAGAUCCAGCACUAAUGGGUUCUAUGAUAACCAUGUUUGCAAACCAGAUGGGAGGCGGCGAACAACCAAAGCCACAACGACAGAAGAGACAAAGUCCAGACGGUCAGAUGAAUCUAGACGGUAUACUUAAUCUAGCUUCAGGGCUACUAGGAAAUAAGAACGCAGCAGGAGUCCUUCCUUUAGUUAUGAAUACACUAAGUUCCUUCUCUGCUCCCGAAGUAGAUAAACGUGCAGACAAUCAUAAAGAACAUGCCACAUUCCUACCUCCGUUCUUGGAGAAAGCACACCUUUAUUGGGAUCUGUUUAUGAACUCUGAACUAGGAAAGACCAUUUGGGAGAAAUCGGGUUUGAAGAAAACAAUGAAAGCGUUCACAGCUCCCGAUGGUUCGAUCAGUUUUGAACUUAUGUUUAAGAACUUUGAAAAUCAUUCGUUCAGAAGACACUGGAUUAAAACAGCUGCAAAAUAUUUGACUGAUAUGGUUGUUCACGUGGCUAAACCGGAAGUAUAUCAGAGAUACCUAGUAUCAGGUCAAUUCAUUAUAAACAGCUUCCUAGACGCACAGGGUCUGCCAGCAAGCACUCAUUUCAAUAUGAAGAGACCAACAGAGUCUCUAACAAAACUCAUCAACUACGUGCUACAGCAUUACUUGGACAUGGAUACCGAUGUAUCAGAUUACGUGAAACCUGCGGUGGAAUAUCUUAAGCAAACUAUGAAAAUGGCUCAAUCCACAUCACAGAGUAUCGCCAGUAAGGGCGACUACAAUGCCGUAGCUGACAGGUUGACUGACACCCUGAACUUGGAAGUUAUAGAGCCAGUUCUCAGAGUGUACCGAGCGUACAAGCACUCGGUGAAAGCACCACACUGUCAAGAACAUCUCAUGUGCCUUGUAAAUAGACAUCCAGAUGAGGGCAAGCAAGGUCUGCCCGGCUUCAAAGCUGGUCUCACCAAACUGAGCAGCCUCGCCGCGUCUGCUGCGCUUAGCUUCCAGAACGGAAAAGGAUUCUGGGACCUUUACAACGCUAUACAGAAUGACGUCAAUUGUGAGGCAAAAUAUCCCGCCGAUUGCGCUUCUUUCCACGAACACGAAAUGAAAGUAACAACUGAGGUUUACCACAUGGAAUUAUAAAACUAAUAUGAAUAAUUAUAGUUAAUAUAUUUUUAAUAAA